GACUUGCCUUGAGAAUCGCUAACAAUCAGAUCAUGGAGCUUGGAUACAGUAUAAUUGGAGGAUCUAAUAAUUAUUCUAACGUAUUUUGGAAGGUGACUGCCAAUUAAUCAUGAAGCUUUCAAUCUAGAAGCAGUCCAAAGGGGUAAUUUGGUCAAAGUAAAAAGUCAACUUUGUCGAUUUCCAUGUUCUUCUUAAUCCCAAAGCUUUGCAAUUUUCUUCCUCCUUUUUUGUAUGCUUAUAUUCGGAGAAGAAGAGUCUUGGGUAAACGCGUCUCAACCUCGAAGCAUAUCAAUCAAUCCUUUCAUCUUCUUCUUCUGAUUGAUCUCAAUACUUCAUAUCGAAGUCUCUCUCUCCCUAUUCAAUCAUUCAAUACACAAAGUGACAACAACAAUAACCACCAACUUGGUCGGUUGGUCUGCAAAUCAAUUCUUUAUAAUCAAAGCCGCAGAUUUUUUCUGGUAGAAUUCGAAGACACAAUGCUUCACAAGAGCUUUAAACCCGCCAAAUGCAAGACAUCGUUGAAGCUGGCGACGGCUCGGAUAAAGCUACUAAAGAACAAGAAGGAAGCACAAGUGAAUCAGCUGAAGAGGGAAUUGGCUAAAUUGCUCGAGUCUGGGCAAGACCAGAAUGCUCGAAUUCGGGUUGAACACGUAGUCAGGGAAGAGAAGAUGAUGGCAGCAUAUGAUCUUAUCGCCAUAUAUUGUGAACUUAUUGCAGCACGUUUGUCAAUCAUCGAGUCACAAAAAAGCUGCCCCAUUGACUUGAAGGAAGCGAUUGCAAGCAUAAUAUUUGGAUCUCCAAGAUGUGCAGACAUACCAGAACUUCUGGAUGUCCGCAAGCAUUUUACAGCAAAAUAUGGAAAAGAGUUCACAUCUGCUGCUGUUGAGCUGCGUCCAGAUUGUGGAGUAAGCCGCAUGUUGGUUGAGAAGUUAUCUGUUAUGGCACCUGAUGGGCAGACUAAGAUCAAGAUCUUGAGUGCCAUUGCAGAGGAACAUAACAUCAAAUGGGAUCCUACAUCAUUUGGAGAGAAAGAUUCAAAGCUUCCUGGUGAUUUGCUGAAUGGACCAAAUUCUUUCGAGAAGGCUGGUAAGAUGAAUGCAGAGUUUCCUAAUGUUCGAGGUCCAAAUGUCCACGCUCCACCCAGUCAUGACCAAAAGCAUGAUUCAUCUGUAAACUCCUUUGAUCAAAUCUCGAGAUCUUCACCAAGUAGCCAAAAUUAUUCUUCCACUGAUAUUGAUGGUAAUAAAACAAUGCCUACUUCUCACCCUGAAGUGAGACCUUCAGGAACUGGACCUGAGAGGAUGGAAGUCAGGCAAUCAUUUUCCAGGGAUGGGAAUGCUUUUCCAAUGGGUAGGCAGAAUUGGAAUAUGGAAUUUAAGGAUGCAACCUCUGCAGCACAGGCAGCUGCCGAGUCAGCAGAACGAGCAAGUAUGGCCGCUAGAGCUGCUGCGGAACUGUCAAGCCAUGAGAGGAUUACCAGGCAACAUUCCACAGAAUCACAGAAGUCGAAUGCUCAUGGUAUAAGAGAUGAAGGGCCUAGAAAGUAUGCUGCUUCAAAGUUGCCAGGUGAAUAUCAUGCUAAAGAUUCAGUGAAUAAUUCCUUUAAUGAUAGAAAUUCUAAGUUACAGAAUGAGCGAAUCUAUGGGAAUGAAUAUGAUGACCUGGUGAAUGUUUCUGAGAGAUUUCACCGUGACGGUCAUGGUAGUAGAAAGAGAUCUAGCCAAUCUGCUUCCAUGAGGCCGAGCAAAGCUUCAACUGACAGUGACACAUUGGUGAACAGUUUCAAAAGGGUAGACAAAUAUUCUCAGGAUUGCUCAUCUGAAGACGAGGCUGUAAAAGCAAAUGAGAGUGUCUCCUUUUCCGAAAUGAGUAUAAAGAAGCAGUCCAGUAACUCUGAUGUAGAAUUUGUGACUGGCCGACAGGAUGCUUUAAAAUCUGAGGAAAAUUAUUUUGGAGAAGAAAGGUUUAGAAAACAACCCACCAGCAUUUCCUAUCAUUCCUGUUCAAGCACUUUAGGAUGUGAUAAUACAGUUUUAAAUUCCAACUGCCAGAACUUCAGGAAUGAUGUUGAUGAGGCCUCUUCUGUGGGCGUUGACCAAGAGAACAUUCAUAGAUACAGUACACAAACAAGCUCAUAUGAUAAUGCUAGUGUAGUUUUUGAUGACGGUGGUUCAGAUGAAGAUGAUUAUAGGUUAGAUAUAGGGCCCAAGUAUGGCAGACAGGAGUCCAAAUUGUAUUUCCCAUCACCAGAUGAAAAAUCACCUACCCAUCUCUCACCAAAUGUAGACCCUUGGAGCCCCAGAAGAAGUGUGAGUGGAUCAUUGGAAAAGUCAACUUCAUGGUCACACCUUUUUGCAGAUCCUUUGAAACCAUAUAACUCGUCGCCUGCAAUUUUUGAUGAUUCAGAUGGUCCUAAUUCAGAAUGUGAAGAUGAAUUGGACAAGGGCAGGCAUGGUGGGAUGCUGGACUCUAGUAUGAAUCCUCGGAAGCAGAAUGUUUACUCCAGAAACUCGGAACCGACACAGAGUGUGAGUCAUGGAUUAGCAGGAUCCUCAUUUGCAGAUAAAGGAAAUUCAAGGUCUGACAGAAAGCCAUUGUUAUAUCCCUCUUCUGAUUAUUUGGACUCCGUGGACGUGCAGGCAAAGAACAAUCCAGGAACAGAAAUAAAUGCUGAUAUUCAGAAAAAUUUAAGUGUGGGACAGUUGUCCGCCAGUCAGGAGUCUCCCAGACAACGGAAGUCGCGAUUGGAUUUGAAUGAUGUGAGCAGUGAAUCAAAUUUCCGGAGUCCAUUCGAUGAAGGAAACCGGCAGCAGGCCUCGCAAUCUUCAAGGCUUUCAUCAUUCCAUGAAGUUAAGGACAAUGUUCACACAUCGCAAUCACAUGAUACAUUGAAAGAUUACGAAUUUCCAAACCAAUCUAGUUCAGAAGGUGGAAAGGAGUUGAGCUUUGGGAUAUUGACAGGUGGCCUUCGGAAUAAGGGUUAUAGACAUCCACCUUAUAAUAGGAGUCCUUCAGGUGGUGUCUCAUCUUCAUCCAAAGAAGUGGCCGAGGAUAAUAGAUCAAGCACCAUUGAGAAAUCAAAUACUUCCUUAUCAGUCAAUAGUUCUAUUGGUUCUGGAGUGAAGCCAAAAGUAAACAACAGAUCAGGCUCAAGAGCCUCGAUUAAACAUUAUGAUUCAGAUUCUGACAGUUCCGAGGAGGAAUUCCAACAACGACGAGAACCGUACAAUCAGAAAGCAGAAAAGGAAGUAAAAACAAAAUCAAGCACCAUUGAGCAAUCAAAUGCUUCCUUCUCAGUCAGUAGUUCUUUUGGUUCUGGAGUGAGGCCAAAAGUAAACAACAGAGCAGGCUCAAGAGCCUCAAUUAAACAUUAUGAUUCAGACUCUGACAGUUCUGAGGAGGAAUUCCAACGACGACGAGAACCGUACAAUCAGAAAGCAGAAAAGGAAGUAAAAACAAAAUCAAGCUUAAGAACUCAAGUUACAUAUUUUGAUUCUGAUAAUGGUGAUUCUGAGGGGGAUCUCCCCAAACAAACUUCUACCAGCGUAAGCCGUUCAGGAAGUGGACUUUCUCGAAGGACAAAAGCUCUUUCUUCUAAUUCUGAAACAAGUUCUUAUUCUAAGGUUAAAAUUGGAUCUGAGGCAUCGAUAAAUUCUGAUGAAAGGAAUCGCAGGAAUACCUAUGGUACUGAAGUUCCACCUAAGUCCAGGACACAGACAGUGAUCUCAGGUUACUCGGGUCGUUCUGAGCAGUCAAGCUCUACGAAACUAGCAGCCUCUGAGCUAAUGACAGAAUCUAAGGCCUCAUCACGUGAGGACAAGGCAUCAGCAAUAAAACAAUCAUCUAGCCAUCUUCAACAGACAGUGACAUCUGGUAGCACUGGAAGUCCAAAGACAUCUUCCAGCAAGGAGACGUUACCUGGGGAUAAUUCUGAAAAAAGAGCUAGCCGUGUUCAUUCUAAGCUGCCGUCAUCAGCAAUGAAACAAUCAUCUAGCCAUCUUCAACAGACAGUGACAUCUGGUAGCACUGGAAGUCAAAAGACAUCAACUCCUGGCAGGGAGACGUUACCUGGGGAUAACUCUGAAAAAAGAGCUAGUCAUGUUCAUCCUAAGCUUCCUGACUAUGACACAAUAGCUGCCAAAUUGCAGGCUAUGCGGCUGAACCGCCAAUGAAGAUUAGGUAGUCACACAUGACUAUGCAAUGGUGGUAUUCUCUUACACACUGCAUCUGUGAACGGACAAACUCGAAGGUUAUAGAAUUUUGUAAGACAGUAUAAUUUUUAUUUUUAUUUUUUUGGUUUAGUCUGCAAAUUCGUGAGCAUGUUUUAUUUAUUUAUUUAUAAUUCUUUUAUUUUUUAUUUUUAUAUUUUUUCCUUUUGUGCAGUCUGAAUUCGUGAUUACAUUGCUUUUUAUAAAGUAUUGUAAUGAAAUAAAUUUUUUAUUUGGGGGAGUGGAAAUUCAAGUUGUGUAAUGAGCUGCUGUGUUAAGGCCUCAAGAAUUCUAUUAUGUAAAUGGCUCUAUUCAGCCUGAUA
Messenger RNA from Cornus florida, 4531 nucleotides. RefSeq lists its product as uncharacterized. Lineage: Eukaryota; Viridiplantae; Streptophyta; Magnoliopsida; Cornales; Cornaceae. The transcript has 7 exons. The record is from RefSeq and is a predicted model, not a curated record. Gene Ontology annotation, biological process: protein transport. Bases 183 to 4172 code for a protein of 1329 amino acids.